This is a messenger RNA of Brassica napus (rape), 1742 nucleotides long. RefSeq names its product UBP1-associated protein 2B. The transcript has 2 exons. Gene Ontology annotation, molecular function: RNA binding. Bases 94 to 1416 code for a protein of 440 amino acids. NCBI's taxonomy places the organism in Eukaryota, Viridiplantae, Streptophyta, Magnoliopsida, Brassicales, Brassicaceae. The record is from RefSeq and is a predicted model, not a curated record.
AGACAAAUGAUACUUCAAAUUCAAUUUGGGGGAAGAAACUCGAAUUUGUAAACCCUAGAAGAGUCCUCGAAACUCAAUUCAAUCAAUUUCGCCAUGGCUGAUAAGAAGAGAAAGCUCGAACCUCAAUCCAACGACGCCUCAGAGCCGCCGCAGAAGCAGCAGCAGCUCGAAAACGGCGACGAAGACAUCAUCAUCACCACAGAGAUCCACGAAAACGAAAACGAGAAUCAACGCCCCGAUGAGGACGACGAAGAGCCAAUCGAAGAUCUCCUGGAACCGUUCUCCAAGGAACAGCUCUCGAUUCUCCUCAAGGAAGCUGCUCAGAAGCACCCCGACGUCGCCGAUCGGAUCCGGAUCGCGGCGGACGAGGAUCCGGUUCACCGCAAGAUCUUCGUCCACGGGUUCGGAUGGGACACGAAGGCCGACGCGCUCAUCAAAGCUUUCAAGCAGUACGGAGAGAUCGAGGACUGCAAAUGCGUCGUCGAUAAGGGCACGGGACAGUCCAAAGGUUACGGCUUUAUUCUCUUCAAGUCGCGUUCGGGCGCUCGCAGCGCUCUCAAGCAGCCUCAGAAGAAGAUUGGGACUCGUAUGGCUGCGUGUCAGUUAGCUUCCAUGGGACCUGUCCAGGGAGGGAACUCUGCGGCGGCGGCGGCGGCGGGGGCGACGUCUCAGCAUUUUAACCCUGAGCAUGUGCAGAGGAAGAUCUAUGUUAGUAACGUUAGUGCUGAUAUUGAUCCGGAGAGGUUGUUGGAGUUUUUCUCUAGGUUUGGGGAGGUUGAGGAAGGUCCCUUGGGGCUUGAUAAAGCUACUGGGAGACCUAAAGGUUUCACUUUGUUUGUUUAUAAGACUGCGGAGAGUGCUAAGAAGGCGUUGGAGGAGCCGCAUAAGAGCUUUGAAGGCCAUGUGUUGCAUUGCCAUAAGGCGAACGAUGGGCCUAAGCCUGUUAAGCAGCAGCAUCAGCAUCAACAGCAGCAUCGCCAUAGCUCUUAUGAUCAAAGUUCGCGUUAUCGAAGGGAUGAUAACGCUGGUUAUGGUGCAACUGGAGGCCAUGGGCAUUACUUAGCUGGUAACAACCAAGCUGCGGCACUAAACCCAGCCAUUGGCCAGGCCAUCACAGCUUUGUUGGCGUCUCAAGGUGCUGGAGUGGGUAUGAACCAAGCAUUUGGACAGGCUUUGUUGGGGACAUUGGGGGCGCCUAGCCCAGGAACUGGAGGUGGAAUGCCAAGUGGCUAUGGUGGUCAAGCGAAUAUCACACCAGGGGUGUUUCCUGGGUACGGUUACGAAGCCAGUUUUCAGGGAGGUUAUCAGACUCAGCUUCCUGGUCAGGGAGGUUAUCAGACUCAGCAACCUGGUCAGGGUAGUGCUGGAAGAGGGCAGCAUGGUUUAGGGUAUGGUGGUCAGUACAUGGGUCAAUAGAUGCAACCACUCAGAUAGUCCUAAACAGUGUUUUUAAUAUUGGCCUGGUGAAUCUUCUGAAGUUAUUAAGGAGCUGAUGCAAAUGGGAGUUGUUUAGUUUUGGGAUGAAAUGUUACUCUUUACGUUUCUACAAAGGCCAUGACUCUCUUCAAACCUUUCAAGAAGUUUUAGUUUUACCAACUUUUUAAAGAUAUUCCAAAUAAGCUACUCUGUUCAACAACUUUGGUCGUUGUUUUAUCUAUGUGUGAACGAUUUCAUUUGUAAAAGUUAUACAGUGUUUAUCUUUACGCUCGGUUUGGAUUCGUAUUUUUCUUUUAUUCGUUUUA